UAGUCUUCGAUCUUUAAACAAUCAAGAACUAGAAUUUGACCUUCAAAUAAAAAUAUAGUGAACUCCCCCUUUGAUCUUGAUCACUGGGUUUAUAUUGAGUUAAGUACUGGGGAGCAGGGCCCCUGUUUAGAGGACGUUAAAUAAGCAACCAAUGCUUGUCUGUUAUUUCCAUAAUCUAAGGCAGAAGACCCAACAGUCCUUAAGAUAGAUUUAGUUCAUUAAGAUUACUGUUUAGUUUCUGGAUUCUAUUGUGUAUGUUUUUGUUUGCUUGGAUCACACUCAAUCAUCAUUGAGAUAAAAGAACUGUAAGAUAAGAUAAGAAACCAGAAAUACAGUAAUACAGAAGUCCAGAAUCGGGCAGCAAGAUUGUAUUUUGAAGUCAUGGGGAGUGACAAAAUUAGGCUGAUUUUGUGGGGUGGCUUUGGUUGCUUUGGAUUCCUUGUGUUUCUCCUGCUUCUCAAGUUUCUAUCCCGCCUGGAGGAAGGCAGAGCAAAUGAUGUUGAGAAGGCAGAAAAUCCGAGAAAGAUGAGAAAUCCCAGGUCUUUGGUGAGUGAAAGAAGUGCUGCAGUAGUUCCCACAGUUUUGAGAGAUUUUUCAGUGGGUGUCUUGGAGAAGGCCACAGACAACUUCAGUGGGCUGAGCCUCAUCAAGAUCGGGCGUUCAGGGGAGUUUUUUGCAGGGGUUAUGGAGGGGCAGGAGAAAGUUGUGGUGAAGAGAAUGAAAAUGAAUGCAGAAGAGGAGGAAGAGGAGGGGGAAUGGAGGAAACAAGUACAGAGAGAGGUGGAGGUUCAUGGAAGCCAGGGGAGUGACCGCUAUGUGGUGCCUCUGCUUGGCCUGUGCUCACAGAAUAUGAUGGUCUACAAGUUUCUGCAAAAUGGGGACCUUGCAACUGCUCUCAGAAGAGGCCGUGGAGUUGUAGAUGAUCCACUGGCUUGCCUCUCUCUGCCCUGGAUUACCAGGCUUAAAAUUGCUUAUGAAACAGCUCGGGCACUCUGCCAUCUUCACUAUGACUGCUACCCUCCUGUUGUUCACAAGGACAUAAAAAGCAGUAGCAUCUUGCUCACUGAAGAAUUUGAAGUCCGGCUGGGAAGCCUGAGCCACAUACAAGUAGCAGAGAAUGAGGCAUUACUGAGCAAUGACAUAUUCUGCUUUGGAAAAGUUCUGCUGGAUCUCAUCUCGGGCCUGGAUGUAAGUGGGUCUCAAGAUCCAUAUGCAGAAGCCUGGGCGAAAAAGGCAUUGCCAUACAUAGAUUCAGGCUACACAGACAGCCUUCUUGCAUUGAUAGACCCUUCUCUUGUUGUGGAGGAAGAUUUCACCAGAGAAAUUCUAGGAGUGGCAGCUUUAGCCAGAGCUUGUUUAGAUCCAAAUUCUGUCAAGGUCUUGACCAUGAGGGAUGUUUGCCAGGUUCUUCACAAUCCUUAGUACUUUCCAAAUGAAUCCCAUUUUGGGUAUUGAGAGAGUCUGAAAGCCUUUCAAUUGCUCUGUGCUACUACUGCUACUGCUUUCAUUAUGCAAAUGUAAGAGCAAACACAAACAGUUUUGCAGUUAAAAUUUAAUGUGCCAUUUACACAAGAAAGCAUCUUGGGUAUGGACAUAUAGUAUUAUGUAUGUAUGCAACCAUGGAGUUCAUUCAGAGUGCAGUCUGCAUCUUGAAAAGUUGAAGUUACAAGACAAAGGAAGAAGUUGAUACGUCUAGUACUGCACGUUAUUCUAUUAUAAACGAUAUAUAUGAAAAUGAAGAGUGGCCAUUACUGAUUGUACUUGUUUCUGUUCAAUAUAAUAAACCAGAUGCCAAUGAAUUCAUUCAAAAA
Molecule: messenger RNA, 1811 nt
Organism: Cryptomeria japonica (Japanese cedar)
Lineage: Eukaryota; Viridiplantae; Streptophyta; Pinopsida; Cupressales; Cupressaceae
Product: probable LRR receptor-like serine/threonine-protein kinase At2g16250
Exons: 2
Coding region: 382-1422 (346 amino acids)
Biological process (GO): protein phosphorylation
Cellular component (GO): plasma membrane
Molecular function (GO): ATP binding; protein kinase activity
Source: RefSeq, a predicted model, not a curated record